Cylindrotheca closterium is the source of this 336-nucleotide messenger RNA. NCBI's taxonomy places the organism in Eukaryota, Bacillariophyta, Bacillariophyceae, Bacillariales, Bacillariaceae. The record is from the annotation of a GenBank genome assembly.
AUGACUUCCCAAGCUUUAAGCAAAGAUCUACUAUAUCUUUAUCGAAGACUCUUGCGCGCAUGUGAGACAUAUCCGUCAAAGAAUCGCGCAAGAAUCUACCAGUCAAUUCGGGAAGACUUUCGUGAGAAUGUAAACAUGGACCCAGACUCUCCGGAAGGCAUAAAACAGAUUCACAUUGCCUACAAAGGGCUUGGCCAAUUGCAACAAUUCAAUUCGCGGAAUAAUCCAAACUUCUCCGUGACGUUGGAGCAAAAUCCAUUCCCCAAACCAGAUGGAUAUAAGGAUCGACGCACAGAAAGUGCCAAUCGAAUGCUGGAAAAGCAUGAUGAUAGCUGA